AUCAACCAAAACAAAUAAACAGGAGAGUCCAUCUUCCCCCGUUCGGCAGGUUUUGUUGCCAUGUUACUUUCCAGCUCAAUUCCUUUUCUUUUUUCUUUUGUGUAUUUUUAAUGGUUUCUUUGAGAAGAUUUUCCUUUCCUCAUCUGGGUCUUUUUCAGUUUCCUUUACUACUUCAUUUGCCUAAAAGUAAAACCCAAAAAGAAAAUGUGGGUCAUACUUGAAAGGUGAAACCCUGGAAGAACAUGGAAUCAAUAUUCCACAAUGGUCUUACAACACCAUUUUUCCAUCCCCCACUGCUUUUGCUUCACCAGUUUUGGCCUUUUGGGUUCUUUGCUUUGUGGUUAUCGCUUUCUUAAUUAAAUAAUAAUAAUAAUAAUAAUAAUAAUAAUAAUAAUAAAUCCCCUUGAUUAGUGUCUAGAACAGUUAAUGAAAGAAAGGAAAAAAGUGCUAUUGGGUAUCUAGAAUGGUUGUUUGCUUUACAAGCACAGAGCUGUCUUGGAGUUUCUAAGUUCAGGGCUAAUGGAUGAUUAAGCCUUUUUUACUUUAUUGAGAAUCAGCUGCUGCUUCUCAUCUUUGCUUGUUUGUUGAAUUGGAUUGGGGUGGUUCAUCUUUGUUUCUUGGAUCCAUUUCUUUGAGAUUUGUAGUGAAGCAGAAAUUGGAUAGUUUGGAGGCUUAUCAACCAUUUUGAGGCCAAAAAUAGUAACGGGGUGUGGCCGUUAUUGAUGUGUUAUACUUAAUUUUUAGCAGAUGAUGGACAACGCAUUUGUUCGUGGUCCGGAAGAUGACAGGGGAAAAGAAGAUUCACUGCAAAUUUUGGAGGAUAAGAAGGAUACAUUGGGAGACUAUGGAAUGAAUUGUUCUGAACUAAAAUCAAAACAGCUGGGGAGUCCAAUAAAUCCACAGCAUGCUCUGAUAUUAAAUGUUAGAAGAAUACAAGCCGGAAAAAGUCUUAUAAAUGAUGCAUUGCUUCGAGCUGUUUUUGGCAUUGGGAAUAAGAUUCCGAGGCAUGUGGUUGCUCUAGAUGAGAAAUACCUUCGUUAUUGCCUCGAGUUGAUUCAUGUCAAUGCAGCAAAAGCAGCUCAAUGCAGUAUCUCUGUGAACUUGAGCUCCACAAAAACGAGCAUUUUAUCCAAUGGACAGAAUCCAGCUAAAAUCCGUGAUGAAAAUACAGGUGACUUGGGCAGGUUUAUUUUCAAAUGUCCAUCGGAAGUCAGGACUGAUAGUUUAUUCCUUGAUUCUGCAGAACCAUGGGUUGUAGGUUCAAUAAUGGGCAGCAGGAGCAUGGCAAAUAUAUUGAAGAGCCCAUUGUUAGAGAAAUCGGGUACAUUCAAUGUCAAUCCAAGUUUGAAUGAUGUUAAAAGAUUGGUAAGUUAUGACUUAAUGAGCUCUCCGAGUGGUUUCAGUAGUUAUUCCUCAUAUAAGCUAGAUAGUGAAACAUACAUAUUGGAUGACUGUAAAUAUGGAUCCAAGACCAUGCAUAAAAGGCCUGUUUCCAUGUCAAGUACAAACUCUACAUGCUCGGAUCAGUCCUUUUCUUUAACUUCUACAACAUUUUCUCAAGGAAUGCUUCAGUGCACGUGGAAUGGUGGGAUUCCGUACUUUGUUUUCUUGCUGGAUAAUCAAAGGGAGGUGUAUGUAGCCAAUUUGGCAAAGGACGGAGCUGCUCAAAAUAAGGGUCUGGACUAUAUGUACUUGUUCCAUUCCAGCAAGAGUAGCCAUAAGGAACAUGGGAUUAGCGAUCACGAAUUUGUUGGUAAGAUGACAGCGUCAACUUCUUUCUCAAUCUGUCCCCAAGAUUCUAAAAUCAUGGAGACGGAGUUUGUUUUGUUCGGUGGUAAUAAAACUUCUAUUCGAGAGAUGCAAACUUCAAGCAAUAAUCACAGGAAAAAUAAGGGCCUAUCGGAAAAGGUGGUGGAAGCAUUCAAGAGUAGUCAUUUGUCCAAGCAGAGCACAUUGUCUAGAUUUCGUCGGUCAAGUUCCAUAAUGGAAGAUUCUUCUUGGGAUCCAUGUCGAGAUUCAGUGAACAAUUCUGAUUCACUAGAUGGGAUGAACCUUUUCAAGGAACAACUUCCAAGAAAUUUGGAAUUGACUGCCAUCGUUGUGAGGGACCGUUUCCCUGAGAAUCCUCGACCAGAAGUUGGAGGUUGGGGCUUAAAAUUUCUCAGGAAACCAGUGGCAAUGCAAAACAUUGACCCUUUGAAAGCGACGGUUCAUUCCUUUUGUUCUUGCAAUAAUGGUGUUUGCUCAACGAGUAUGGAUGUACUAAUUCCAGCAGGUAUUCAUGGUGGCCCAAGAACCAGAAAUGGUGGGCCCUCUAGUCUUAUUGAAAGAUGGAGAUCUGGUGGACAUUGUGAGUGUGGUGGCUGGGACUUAGGCUGUCCUCUGACCGUACUCAAAUCCGGGCCAAGUAAAGGAGGUUCACCUGCAACAGAUAUGCCCGAGGAUUGCAAGUUAUUCGAAUUUUCCAUUCAGGGUCCUGAGCACGGUUCUCCGACCUUGAGGAUGACAAAUGUUGAUGACGGGCUGUAUUUGAUUCAUUUUCAAUCAGCACUCUCAGCUCUGCAGUCCUUGGCGAUUGCGGUGGCCUACAUUCAUACUCAAAGUCCCACUUUCCAACCCAAAAAUGUACAACAGUCGAGGUAGUGAGAAUGGAGAGUUGCAACCCUCUCACUGCACCAUAGUGUGCAAAUUUAUACGGUAAUUCCAGCAGCGUAUCAGUAGGAAACAUAGCUGUUGUCAUUUUUAUGUUUAGUGUGACUAUUUUCAGAUGGUAAUUGUAUCCUUAAUUUCUCAUAACAAAAGAUAUAUAGUAGAACAGGUUAUAGAUGGAGUGAAUUUUAUAUACUCCAAAGCUCAUUUGUAUGAACUAGAAAAUGAAAUUGACAGAAUUGAUGACUCGUUAGUAAUUCUUCAUUUUAAAGAGA
Molecule: messenger RNA, 2924 nt
Organism: Gossypium raimondii (Peruvian cotton)
Lineage: Eukaryota; Viridiplantae; Streptophyta; Magnoliopsida; Malvales; Malvaceae
Exons: 3
Coding region: 748-2643 (631 amino acids)
Source: RefSeq, a predicted model, not a curated record